Caenorhabditis remanei is the source of this 1224-nucleotide messenger RNA. RefSeq lists its product as uncharacterized. The transcript is spliced from 4 exons. Bases 1 to 1224 code for a protein of 407 amino acids. The record is from RefSeq and is a predicted model, not a curated record. NCBI's taxonomy places the organism in Eukaryota, Metazoa, Nematoda, Chromadorea, Rhabditida, Rhabditidae.
AUGCAACUUUUUCUUCUAUUUCUCUUCAUAAUCCCGGCAGUUUAUGGCCUUUCAUGCCCUCCUGAAUACAUUUUGGUCAGUGGGAUAAAAUGUCUGAAAAUGUUCUCGACACCUGCAAACCAUUGGGAGGCUGAGAAGAAUUGUACAUCUGUUGAAGGAACGCUGGCUAAUAUUAAGAAUGCUAUAGAUAACCGCGUUGUGACAGAGUUUGUGAGAAAUGCCAGCGUCAAUGCAGUCUGGAUAGGUCUCACUUGCUAUGGCAACAAUAAAUACUCAUGUUAUUGGGAUGACGCUUCCGGGAUGCCAAGUUUGUAUGACAAUUUUAAUUAUAACGAGCCAUCGGAUAAAGAAAACGGAAAUUGUAUUGUAAUGUCAGCCGAAACGAACUGGAAAUGGGAGAGUAAGGUGUGCAUGGAUCCAGCUUGGCCAUAUGUUUGUGAAGCGCCGACUACUGUAGAAAAAUCAUCUUGCAGUCAAAAAUACAACUACAAUAACAAUUGCUACACAAAAUCUCUUCAGGUGGCAAACGGUAGUUUGGCUGCCUACAAUUGUCAGAAUAAGUCCGACACCUUGGUUUCAAUUCAUUCAAAAAUGGAAGUUGAUUAUAUAAGGAAUUUGUACAAAGGGACGAAUACAACGAGUAUUUAUAUUGGAGCAACGGUAGAUGCCAAUGAUAAAAUUACUUGGCUCGACGGUACUCCAUUCGAUUUUGACUACAGAAACCCUCUUGACACUCAGAAAGGAGACUGUGUAGUGAUGGAUGUCCAUGGAUAUGGGUUAUGGUCUCGAGUGGAUUGCAGUCAGAAUUUCGAGUACCUCUGCAAGAAUCCACUUCACGGAGGAAGUGAUCCAGAAGUUCUUGAAGACAAACCUGAAGUCCUUCCAACCCAAUCAGGAUGCAACUCAUCGGUUGUCCUCGCCCCUGGCUUCAUUUCGACCUUCGAGUAUCCUCUGAACGGUCUCAAUAUCUGGGCUUGUUACUAUGAUAUCGUUGCUCUUGGUCCCUAUAGUGUUGGCAUAUAUUUUGAUUUCAUUGACACGUACGGAGAGCUGACUGUGUUUGAUUAUCGCGGUGUGAAGAUUGGAGAUUUCGGAGGGAUAGACAACAGGGAUCAGGUAGCGGUGUAUGCUCCAUAUAACACUGCUACAGUAUACUAUGAACCAAGGCAUAAAAAUGGGACGGAGAAGGAUAAAGGGUUUCAUGCGGUCAUUUUGCCAUUGUGA